Molecule: messenger RNA, 5546 nt
Organism: Stomoxys calcitrans (stable fly)
Lineage: Eukaryota; Metazoa; Arthropoda; Insecta; Diptera; Muscidae
Gene: msn
Product: serine/threonine-protein kinase mig-15
Exons: 19
Coding region: 398-4861 (1487 amino acids)
Biological process (GO): protein phosphorylation
Molecular function (GO): protein kinase activity; ATP binding
Source: RefSeq, a predicted model, not a curated record
GUGUAGUACAAGUGUCCUAAGAAAGUCUGAUCUCGGAGUCCCAGUGGGUCGGGUCCGGUUUUUCGAUUUUUCCCCUGAAAAGAGAGAAAUAAAUUAUUUUACAAAAUAACAAAAUUAUUUAUCUGAAAAUGUUCUGAUAAGAACUAAGAAGAGUUGUGAAAGUGUUUCGUUUCGUAUAUCUUCCAUCGCCGCCGCCGCUGAUUUUUGUAAAGAAUAUACAUACUUAUGAAUAACGACGACGACGACGAAUACCCAUAAUAAUAAUAAUAUACAAGUAAAGUGCUAAGAAGGAAGUGAAGUGAAGAAAUAGAAGACAAAAUAGCAACUGAAAGAUAUUUGUUUUAAAGUUUUUUUUGUGUUGGAGCAAAAAAAAAAUCAACAAAAAUAGCAAAUCAAAAUGGCGCACCAGCAACUCGCCUCAGUAAAUUGUCCAUUGGACGACAUCGAUUUGGCUGCUCUAAGGGACCCUGCUGGUAUAUUUGAACUGAUUGAAGUUGUCGGUAAUGGCACUUAUGGUCAAGUCUAUAAGGGUCGACAUACAAAAACUGGUCAAUUGGCUGCCAUAAAGGUGAUGGAUGUCACCGAAGAUGAAGAGGAGGAAAUAAAAUUAGAAAUAAACGUUUUAAAGAAAUACUCAAAUCAUCGUAAUAUAGCUACAUAUUAUGGUGCUUUCAUUAAGAAAUCGCCGCCAGGCAAAGAUGACCAGCUGUGGCUGGUCAUGGAGUAUUGUGGUGCAGGUUCAGUUACCGAUCUAGUUAAGUCAACAAAAGGACAAAGUCUCAAAGAGGAAUGGAUUGCCUACAUAUGUCGAGAGAUACUGCGAGGCCUCGCCUAUCUGCACUCGAACAAAGUUAUACAUCGUGAUAUUAAAGGACAGAAUGUCCUGCUCACCGACAAUGCCGAGGUGAAAUUGGUCGAUUUCGGUGUAUCAGCACAAUUGGAUCGUACAAUAGGGCGGAGGAACACAUUCAUUGGUACACCAUAUUGGAUGGCCCCCGAGGUCAUAGCAUGCGACGAGAAUCCCGAGGCCACAUACGACAAUCGUUCCGAUCUAUGGUCGUUAGGCAUAACAGCCUUGGAAAUGGCCGAAUCCCAACCGCCGCUGUGUGAUCUGCAUCCAAUGCGUGCACUGUUCUUGAUACCACGUAAUUCGCCGCCGCGAUUGAAAUCGAAUCGAAAGUGGACAAAGAAAUUUCAAAGUUUUAUAGAUACAGUGCUAGUGAAAGAUUAUCAUCAGCGGCCUUAUACCGAACAAUUGCUUAAGCAUUCUUUUAUUAAGGAUCAACCCACAGAUCGUCAAGUGCGCAUCCAGCUGAAGGAUCACAUCGAUCGGUGUAAAAAGCGCAAGCAGGAGAAGGAGCGUGAGGACUAUCGCUACUCGGGUUCUGACAAUGAUGAUGAUGACACACAAAUUGCUGGUGAACCAAGUUCAAUUAUACAAGCACCGGGUGAUACGUUGCGACGCAAUUUCCAACAAAUCCAAGAGGGUCGCAUUGCGGCCGAACAACAACAGCAGCAAAUGGCCGCUGUGGCUGCUGCGCAGGCAGCAGCUGCUCAAGCGCAAGCUGCACAACAACAACAACAACAGCAGCAGCAGCAGCAACAACAACAGGCACAAGCCCAACAACCACAGGCGAAUCGUAAUCAAAAACCGCCAUCGCGUGAUCAGCGCCAGCAGGUUGAAGAUCCAGGACCACCAUCACGUCCUGCAUUACCCCAACGCCUCAUUGUUGUACCAGAUCCUCCUCAUGCCAAUCGGCCAUUGCCUCCAACACCAAAAAGUUCAGAGUCCUCAUCCGCACAAACCCCGCAACAGCAACAACGUAAUUCACAAAAUAAUUUCAAGCCAUCGUUACCACCAAGGAGACCUGAGGAUUUGGAUAUGAUAGCAGCACAAUUAAAUGAAUUGGGCGUCUCUCAACAGCCACAACCGCAAACAGCAUCAUCCUCGGCAUCGUUUGUUCAGCAAUCAGCCCAGCCAGAAGCACCGCCUCGUAGUAAUCGUCAAUCGGGUGGACCACCCUCAGGGUCCGGCAAGCCGGCUGCACCUCUGCCAACAUCGGGCAAUAAUCAUCAUCAUGUGGCAGUUUCCAAUCCAUUGGAUCCUUUGGAUAGCAGUGACUCGGAUAGUGAGCCAGAUGAACCCAAUGAUCGUGGACGCAACGAUGGCACCCUGUUGGCUAGUGAUCCACCAAAACCACUGCCUGGCCUGGUGCCAGUAUCGGAGGAUUCCACAACACCCAUUACCCAUGGCAGCGGUGGACCACCCAAUCGUCCGCUGCCUCCAACACCCGAUGAUGAUGAUCAGGCCGGCGAUCGUACAUUGAUAAUGAAAAGGAAACUCGAGAAUCAAAACCGAUUACAAAAAUCCGCAUCGACAUCGUGCGCCAAUCGUCCUCACAAUGAAAUACGUGAUGUAGCCCUUCUGCGCGAAUGGGAUAUUGAGAAAUUCUUUCCGAAACAAAACGCUGGCGUUGAGCAACCUGCAGGAGUGGCCAGUCUAUCACGUGGUCUCAGCAAUUCCAAUAGUAGCACGCUGAAGGCAGAGUCAAAACUGCAACGUUGCAGUGUGGCCGAGGGGCCCAGCUCAAGACAAACACCAAAAGGUUUUCAUCCGCUGAAGGCAACGUCCGGUGCUCAACCCCAAACACAGACCAAAGAUCAAACUCGUGCAUCCAUGUUGGAGUCGAAUAAGUCAAAAGCUUCAUCGAAUGGUGGCUCUAGUAGUAGUAACAAUAAGUCUUCCACACCCAUAACCUCCUUAACGUCGUCCUCCUCGCCGGCGAACACAAAUGCCUUGAAAAGUGCCAAUUUAAAUGCUACGCAUAAGAGGCAAGAGUCUGACUCGAAAUUGCCACAAAACUUUAUACGCGGCUUCCGACGCGAAAACUCGGAUUUCUUCCCACUAACCAAAAGGCAUUCGGCGGUGCUGGUCAACACGAGCCUUCUGCAACAACAGCAGCAGCAGUCAUCAUCCUCGUCUAGCUCAUCGCCUUUCGGUUCAGCGGCCCAAAGAGCCAGUGCCAUGAUACCCAGGAACAGUGGUAUGUUCAAUAAAAACUCCAAAGAUUCGUCCUCCUCCUCCCUUGCGGCCAAUAAGACGAUAACAUCGACGAAUUCCAUCACGGCCAGCACUAAAAGUGCCAGUGGUGUUGGAGGAGGAGGUGGUGGUGGUGCUCCCAAUAAGACUAGCUGGACUAGUAACUUAGAUUUCUUGCGUCCUCGUCGUGAAAAGACUGAAUCCGUUAUCGUUUUGCAAAAUUCUGCCGCCCGACAACAGCUGUUUGCCCAACAAUUGGUCCAGCAACAACAACAACAGCAGCAGAAUCGCAACACCGAAAAUCUUGGUACACCUGGUACACGUACCAGCAGUGUUUUGCCCGAUUUGCUUAGUCAAGCUUCACCAGCCACUCCACCACGCCAUGACAAGUCAUCCAGCGAGGAGUAUCAAGCGGCCAUUAACUCAUCAGUGCAUUCCACACCUUCAAAAUCGUUCAUUGGCGGUGUUUCGAACAAUUCGCCACAAUCGACAAUUUCCUUGAAUUCAUCCUCGUCUCGACAAAAUAGUCCCAAGAAUUCAAUCAGCAAAACUCGUUCUUCCAGUAGCAUUACUAAUCUGUUGCAUAAAUCUGCUUCUUCCUCUUCCAAUACAUCGUCGGCUGCUUUGCCUGUGCCACCCUAUGCUCUGCAACAGAAGCAGCGCAGUUUCCUGACAUUCGGUUUUGGUGCUGGCGGUUCUGGACCAUCGAGACGUGAAUCGCAUGUCAAUGUCAAUGUUACACCCACCUCGCAUGAGGCUUCCAGUGACACGCCCGAAAUACGCAAAUACAAGAAACGCUUCAAUUCGGAAAUAUUGUGCGCCGCCCUCUGGGGCGUCAAUCUAUUGAUAGGUACUGAAAAUGGUUUAAUGCUUUUGGAUCGUUCGGGUCAAGGAAAGGUUUAUCAACUGAUAUCACGUCGACGUUUCCAGCAAAUGGAAGUUUUGGAGGGUCAAAAUAUCUUGGUAACCAUAUCGGGUAAAAAGAAUCGUGUGCGUGUGUAUUACCUAUCCUGGCUUAAAUCGAAAAUUCUUAGAACAGAUGGUCUCUCUGAUCAAGUUGAACGACGCAAUGGCUGGAUUAAUGUUGGUGAUUUACAAGGUGCUGUACAUUUUAAAAUUGUUAAAUACGAAAGGAUUAAGUUCCUCGUGAUCGCAUUAAAAGACUCGAUAGAAAUUUAUGCCUGGGCCCCCAAACCAUAUCAUAAAUUUAUGGCAUUUAAGAAUUUUGGUGACUUGGAACAUCGUCCCUUAUUGGUUGAUCUUACGAUUGAAGAUCAAUCUAGACUGAAGGUUAUUUACGGCUCAGCAGAAGGUUUUCAUGCUGUUGAUCUGGAUUCGGCUGAAGUAUACGAUAUUUAUCUUCCUAAGCAUACUCAGGGUGCAAUUAUUCCGCAUUGCAUUGUGGCUCUUCCAAAUUCAAAUGGUAUGCAAUUGUUAUUAUGCUAUGACAACGAAGGCGUUUACGUGAAUACAGUCGGUCGAGUAUCCAAGAAUAUUGUGCUACAGUGGGGUGAAAUGCCCACUUCAGUGGCCUACAUUGGAACCGGACAAAUUAUGGGCUGGGGCAAUAAAGCAAUAGAGAUUCGCUCGGUCGAAACUGGCCACUUGGAUGGUGUGUUUAUGCAUAAAAAGGCGCAACGUUUGAAAUUUUUGUGCGAACGCAAUGACAAAGUAUUCUUCAGCAGUGCCAAAGGUGCUUCAUCGUGUCAAAUCUACUUCAUGACUCUCAACAAACCGGGCAGUAAAUCAUCAACCACUACCACAACCACAACCACCACCACCACCACCUACAUUUCCCACUUAGACUCAUCGCCAUUAUAAAGCAUUCAGCUGAAUUCGACGAUGAGACGAUGAGAGCGAGUUGAUCAUCAUGAUAGUAGAAGAAAACCAGAGUAUUUUCUAUAGAUGUUUUCUUUUUCUUUGCGAAUGAGAGAGAAUAACAAAUCAAUCAUGCGAGAAAUCAUACAGAUGAUUACAAAUCUGAAUAUGGUUAAAUCAUCUAAUUAUUUUAUAUCAAUUAUUAUAAUUUUUUAAAAAAUUAAAUAAAAAAACAAAACAAAAUGCUUAGUCUUAAGAAACCCCAAAUGAAACUGAAGAAAAAGAAAACAAUUUAUAUUAUUAAACAUUGAAAAACAAAAAGUCGAAAAAUCCCUAUGCAAUGUGAAUGAAUGAAGCAAGCUAUAGAGAACCCUGAUAGGAAGAAAACACAAUUACAAAUUACACACAGUUUGCAAUAUGGUCUAAAUAAAUAAUAACAAUAAUAACAACAACAACGGUUCAUUUCGUUGAAAAUAUGAAAGAAAAUAUGUUAAUAUUAUUAAUAAUAAUAGUGAGAAACAAAUUGGAACAACAAACGGGAAAUCCAUUUACUCCAGGUUAACACAACUACAAAGUGAAACCUAUAUAAUAAUAAACGAAAGAACCAUGUAUUAAAUAGUAAAUAAUCAAUGUACUAUCUCUCUCUCUCUCUCUCUCACACACACACACACACACCAAUCAAAGGACC